GCUGUUCCCUCUGUUUAUAAGACGCCCGAAAGCCACGCUGUUUCGCAUGGCUCGUCGGACCUUGUAGUUUUUCUUCCAAAUCUUCCCUUAAUACACUGCGCAGAGCGAACAGCCGGGAACCACAACUCCCGGCUUCCAUUUCGCCGAGCAAGGCACGCCUUACGCUCUCAGGCAAACUAGGCAUUGAGCUGGAGAAAGGCCGUCUCCAGCAAAUCGGAGAGAAGUUGGCCGGCCCGGGCAAUCAAAGUGCUGGAAAAUAGGCCGUGGGCGGGGCUUGAGCGUGCAUAGGUUGAGAGGUCGCAGCGGAGGGAGGCAAAUCAGUUGGUUGUGGUAGUCGGUCGGUGGGGCGGAAAUGCCGGUUCAUUCCCGAGAGAAGAAGGAGAGUAACCACAAUGACAUGGAGGUGGAUUACCCGGAGAAUGAGGGCAGCAGUUCCGAGGAGGAGGACUCCGACAGCUCCAGCGGCAGCGAGGAGGGAGACAGCUCGGAGAUGGAUGAUGAAGACUGUGAGAGGCGGCGAAUGGAAUGCCUCGAUGAAAUGUCCAACCUCGAAAAGCAGUUUACGGAUCUUAAAGAUCAACUUUAUAAAGAAAGAUUGAGUCAAGUAGAUGCCAAAUUACAAGAAGUAAUGGCUGGGAAAGCUCCAGAGUACCUAGAACCACUUGCAGCUUUGCAGGAGAACAUGCAGAUCCGGACAAAGGUGGCAGGAAUUUACAGAGAGUUGUGCCUAGAGUCUGUAAAGAACAAACAUGACUGUGAAAUCCAAGCUGCCCGCCAACACUGUGAGAGUGAGAAGCUUUUACUGUACGACACUGUUCAAAGUGAACUAGAGGAGAAGAUUCGCAGAUUGGAGGAAGACCGUCACAGUAUUGAUAUUACAUCGGAGCUGUGGAAUGAUGAACUACAAUCGCGGCGAAAACGUAAAGAUCCCUUCAGCCCUGAUAAGAAGAAAAAGCCUGUUGUUGUGUCUGGUCCAUAUAUUGUUUACAUGUUACAAGAUCUGGAUAUACUUGAAGACUGGACUACAAUCAGAAAGGCAAUGGCAACACUGGGUCCUCAUCGUGUAAAGCCCGAAGUUACAGUAAAAAUGGAGAAACAUCAGCACACGGCAAGAUCAGAGGAUGGGAGGCUGCAUUAUGAUGGAGAAUGGUACGGACGAGGGCAGGCAAUCUGUAUAGACAAGAAAGAUGAGUACCCAACCAGUGCCGUCAUAACUACUAUCAAUAGCGAUGAAGUUUGGUUUAAGAGACAAGAUGGCAGCAAAUCCAAACUAUACAUUUCUCAGCUCCAAAAAGGGAAAUAUAGCAUCAAGCACAUCUGACUACCAAAUACAUUGGAGUCAAUGCAAGACCUUUGGGGAUCAAAACUGUGCCAAGUCAUGGGAAGUCUGUUGACCUGCUCUUAUGACUAUUAAUUUCAAGUAUUAUCAGGAAUGUCUGUGAGCAUGUAGUGUAUGACUUCAUGACCGUGUGUGAAUCUGUACGUACAGUAUUGUGUAUACUAUCUCAAGAUAAUCAUUUAUGGGUAAAAAAUGUUUGCAUAUCUUGGGUACAAUGUCUGAAAUACCUCCUGACCUCAAUGAGCAAUGUACAUCUUACAGAUGAGCUGUCCCAGUACUCUGCACAAGGAUGUCUAAAGGUACUCCUAGACGUUUCAUGCCAUGGUUUAAUACAAAGCACU
Messenger RNA from Nanorana parkeri, 1680 nucleotides. Its product is annotated as breast cancer metastasis-suppressor 1-like protein. Gene Ontology annotation, biological process: negative regulation of transcription by RNA polymerase II. The coding region runs from base 353 to 1321 and encodes 322 amino acids. The transcript is spliced from 10 exons. Gene Ontology annotation, molecular function: histone deacetylase binding. Gene Ontology annotation, cellular component: Sin3-type complex. Lineage: Eukaryota; Metazoa; Chordata; Amphibia; Anura; Dicroglossidae. The record is from RefSeq and is a predicted model, not a curated record.